This is a messenger RNA of Besnoitia besnoiti, 324 nucleotides long. RefSeq lists its product as uncharacterized. The transcript has a single exon. Lineage: Eukaryota; Apicomplexa; Conoidasida; Eucoccidiorida; Sarcocystidae. The record is from RefSeq and is a predicted model, not a curated record. Bases 1 to 324 code for a protein of 107 amino acids.
AUGGCAGCCUCGAGUGAAGCGACAGUGAAGGACAGUCACCUUCGGCAUCCGCCGGAGUUCGACGGAGGGAAAGUUCAUUCGUGGGUUGCGUCGUUCGAGCACUUCAUGAGAAUUAAGAAGGUACCGGAGAAGGAGUGGGCCAACUCAGCCAAGACGUACUUUUCCCUCAGUGCUUGGGAGAAAUGGAUGCAUCACGAGGGGAAAGAUUAUGACAAAGAGCCUCGUUCGUGGGAAGAAUUCAAAGGGAAGGUGGAGAAGGUCUUCUGCCAUCAUGAGAAAGGCGAAGAAAAGCUGAAAGACAUGAAGAAGAAGCCGUCGACUUGA